Molecule: messenger RNA, 1059 nt
Organism: Gongylonema pulchrum
Lineage: Eukaryota; Metazoa; Nematoda; Chromadorea; Rhabditida; Gongylonematidae
Source: the annotation of a GenBank genome assembly
AUGUCGAAAUCAAAAGUUCGAUUAUCGGAGGUGGAUGAGCUCAGUGAUGCUGGUGCACUGGAACACAGUCGGGGCAAGUACGCGCGACUUCGUCAAGCAGGCGGCGGUGAUUCGAAAGAGGGUGAAGGCAGCAGCCGUGAUGAGGUACCAAAGGAAUAUGAAUCAAAGCAUACGCUGGACAGCGAUGAGGAGGAGGAUAUGAAGUACACAAAAUUGGACGUGGAAGAAAAAGAGGACGAAAUCAAGGAUGCCUGGUUGGACAACAUCGAUUGGACAAAGUUUUUCUACCAGUACACUUUUUUUCAGGAGGAGGACAGCUCGACAGCGAUAAAUUUUGGAGAUAGCGAGUUGAAAAGCGUCUAUGAGAGAAUCGCUGCAAUGCUUAAACCGAAUGAAACAAUCGAACAUGCUCUCUCCAGGCUUGGCAAAGAAAAAGGAUUAAGUGCUGCGGAAGAACGGAAGAGAAGAUGGGCAGCAAAAAAGGCCGGCAGAGAAUACGUUGAUGAGGGAGCGGCUGCAAUGAAGGAGCUGACGGGUUUGGCUGAUUCGUUGGUUUCAAAUGGCGAACUGGAGGCUUAUCAGUAUACGCUUGAAAAGCUUCUGUUCCUAAUCAAAGAACUGCAAACUGAAAAUACUGGGCAGGUGGAAGAGGAGAAGGCUGCUGGAAAGUCAUCAAGCGAUGUUGUCUUUUGGGAAUAUAAACUCUCAAAUGAAGAUGGUGCAGAGAUUUUUGGUCCAUUUACAAGCGAACAAAUGCUCGAAAUGCAGCAAGAGGGAAAAUUUGAGAAUGGUGGCUGGGCUCGCAAGCAAGGCGCCCAAUCGUUUUACACGGAGGAAGAGCAGAAAGGUGCUGCUGCUGAAAAGUCAUCAAGCGAUGUUGUCUUUUGGGAAUAUAAACUCUCAAAUGAAGAUGGUGCAGAGAUUUUUGGUCCAUUUACAAGCGAACAAAUGCUCGAAAUGCAGCAAGAGGGAAAAUUUGAGAAUGGUGGCUGGGCUCGCAAGCAAGGCGCCCAAUCGUUUUACACGGUUGCCAGGAUUGAUUUUGAAAUUUACACUUAA